GUUUCCACCAGGAAAUACUCUGCGAAUAGGAUAUGACAUGUUGGCAAUGAUAGAGCGCGCUAAACCAAAGACUGUCAACGCCCUGUAUUUGUUUAGGUUGUAACAAGAGUGAGUGUGUGUAAGUGUUGUGAUAGUAGUGUUGGUUGAUACAAAGUAGUAUAUUAUGUCGAACGAAUCAGUGAAAACAUUCGCAAGUAUCGAAACGCCGGGAUAUGUAGGAUUCGCAAAUUUGCCAAAUCAAGUGCAUCGUAAGUCAGUGAAGAAAGGAUUUGAAUUUACGUUGAUGGUGGUAGGUGAAUCUGGUUUAGGCAAGUCAACUCUCGUUAACAGUCUGUUUUUGACAGAUUUGUAUCCAGAACGAAUUGUACCAGAUGCUGUCGAAAAAACACACCAGACUGUGAAGCUAGAUGCAUCAACAGUGGAAAUAGAAGAGAGAGGUGUGAAGCUCCGGCUUACUGUUGUUGAUACACCAGGAUACGGAGAUGCAAUUGAUAAUACAGAUUGUUUCCAUGAAAUAAUCAAAUAUAUUGAUGACCAGUUUGAGAGAUUUCUUAGGGAUGAAAGUGGUUUGAAUCGCAGAAAUAUAGUGGACAACAGGAUACAUUGUUGUUUUUAUUUCAUAUCUCCAUUUGGUCAUGGAUUGAAGCCUCUAGAUAUAGAAUUUAUGAAGCAACUACACAAUAAAGUCAAUAUAGUGCCUGUUAUUGCGAAAGCUGAUGUAUUGACAAAGAAGGAAGUUUCACGUUUGAAAAAGAGGGUACUGGAAGAAAUUGAAAGCAACGGCAUCAAAAUUUAUCCACUGCCUGAUUGUGAUAGUGAUGAAGAUGAAGAUUACAAAGAGCAGGUCCGGCAGUUGAAAGAAGCAGUUCCUUUUGCUGUAUGUGGUGCAAAUACACUUCUGGAGGUGAGAGGACGAAAGGUGCGAGGCCGUCUCUAUCCUUGGGGGGUGGUGGAAGUGGAGAAUCCAGACCAUUGUGACUUUAUCAAGCUGCGCACAAUGCUUAUAACCCACAUGCAGGACUUGCAGGAAGUGACACAGGAAGUACACUACGAAAAUUACAGAUCUGAGCGACUUGCUAAAGGAGCUUCGGUGCCAAAAAGGCAAACGGUGUUGCCAGAGGAGAAAGUUGGUGCAGGUGAGAAGGAUCGUAUCCUGCAAGAGAAAGAAGCAGAACUUCGACGAAUGCAAGAGAUGUUAGCCAAAAUGCAAGCACAAAUGCAGCAGCAACAGCCUUAGUAAUGUCAUGUGUGGUUUUUUUUUUUUUUUUUCAUUUUAUUUAAUGAGUAAUGUGAAGAGUUAUUAAGUCAAUUUCAUUACAUUGAUUUAAUUUUUCGAAAUUAUUAUGAAAUUAUGUUGCAUAAGAAUAUAAAGGAUAACCAUUGUUGAUGUAGGAACAUCUGCAUACAAAUUGUUGGAAACAUUCUUUUUGUUUGAUUGGUGGCUGCAUCCAUAGCCAGUACCUUCAGUAGGUACAGGAAAGAAACACCUUUGCUGUGAAUGUACUUACUUCAGUUAGGAAUGUCACAGAUUCAACUGUAAUUUUAGGAAUGAAUAUGUACUGUUUGAAUGUUGCUAGUAAAUUAUGUUCCAUGCUGAUAUUGCUUAUACAGGAAACAUACUAAUUGUGGAUAAAUGCCUCCAUUGUCUAUCAGUAUUACUUUCCCUUGACUGUGCAAAUGAUUUCUGUUGAAUUUAAGACACACCAGUCCAUCUGAUUACUCUACUCUUUCCCACAAAGGCAAUGAACAGAAAUUUACAAUGUACACAGUGAACAAAAAUGUUUUGGCAGGAGUGUUACUAUGAUCCUUACAAUAAUAAGGUUUAAUCACUAACAUUAUUACAUGUCUGAUAAAGGCACUUUUUCCAAACAUUUUAUAGUGCAAAUAUGUGUUGGAGAACACCCACAACAGUUAGACAAAAUGUGAAAGAAAAUAAUUUAUUAUUAACAAGAACAACUUAACUGUGCAUGCAUUAGAAUUUAAAACAAAAUUCUAGUAAAUAUUCCUGGCACAGUUGUAUCUCUGAAAUAAUACUUUAUUUUUCUCUUAUAUUCAAAACAACCUUAUCGGAAUUUAUUUUAUUAUUAGUUAUACAAAACAGUAUAAUGGCAGUUAGAUGAGGUAUAUCUGCUUGCUCUUCUGUCAGUCAGUAUAAUUUUUUUUUUACCAUAAAGUGGCACAUUCCAUAGCAUAAUGGAUAUUCUUUUGUACAGAGCAAUCAUACAGAUUUGUUACCUCAUCUAAAAUGUGCUGUACUUUAUUAGUAGCUCCUUCCUGGUGUGUUAAAUGUCUAUUCAUUAUACUGUAAUCAGAAUUUUGUAGUUUGAAAUAUAUGUCCUCCUCUGAAUUCUUUUUCAAAUAAGAUGAAGUACUCUUUAUCCUAAGCUGAUUGUCUCUUCAUGCUGAAAUGUUUACAUUACUCUUGUGCUAAUUGAUAUUAAGGCCAGCCAAUGAUCUGAUUCUUUGUCCUCGCAUUAUUUAUAUGACAUAACAAUGUCAUAUUUCAUGUUCAUUAUAAGACCAGUUUUUUUCCCCUAGUCUAUGAUCAAAAAGAACUUAUUAUUACUUGUUAUGUUUCAAUGCAUAUUAGUGAGGAAGCAUAAUAAAUGGUUAGUGGAAUGAGACUGGUUUUCCUUCUCAUUUUUCACAAUCAUAACAUUUGUACUUAGAUAUUUUGUUCCUGAUGACUAAUGACUGUUAAUAGUUUUGACAUGGAUAACUUCACAUUUUUUUUGUGAUAGGAGUUAGUUGUAAUUGCUUUAAUAUUAUAAAUUAGAAAAUGUGUGAGUGUAACAGUUUUAUAAAUCUGAAGAUUUUAUUAUUUUUUGUUCUGAUUCCCUAAGCAGUAUGUGUAAAUAUUGUGGUACUGAUAUAAAGCAGAAAUAAAUUACCAUGUGAGAAAGUAUUUAAACAAGAAGAAAUCCCUUUUUUAAUAAACAUUGUGCCUAAAAAAAUACAACUAUUUAACUUUUAAUGUGUCUGAUAUGUUCAUCUGCAGAACAGUCACUUUAAUGUGGUUAUUUAUUUUCUAUUGCCUCUGCUGUUUUUGCACUAGAUAAACUUUCAUACUCCCAGACUGCAUUUGCAAAUUAUAUGCACAAUAUUUUGUAUAAGAUGUUGGUUUUUUUAUGUAGCUAUAGCAGUAUAUUCAGUUAAAUUGUAAUGUGCCAUGCAUAUUCUUUUAAAACAUUGUACAUUUUAUAAUUAUCAACAGAAAAUGUGAAAAAAUUGUGAGUUAUUGGAGAUAGGCAGAACAAAUGUAUGAAGAAUUUGAAAGUGUGUCUGUAAACUAUAUUACUCACUAUUUUUUAAUAUUUAGAAAUAUAUUUGUCAUGUAUGAACCAGAUGUUUAUUAGUCACUAAGAUGACUAUGUAUAUUCCAGUGAUGGGAUAAAGUAUUUUUAUGAAAACUAAUAGAUAAUAUCUCCCAAUCA
Molecule: messenger RNA, 3434 nt
Organism: Schistocerca americana (American grasshopper)
Lineage: Eukaryota; Metazoa; Arthropoda; Insecta; Orthoptera; Acrididae
Gene: Septin1
Product: septin-1
Exons: 9
Coding region: 164-1237 (357 amino acids)
Biological process (GO): cytoskeleton-dependent cytokinesis; regulation of exocytosis; cell division
Cellular component (GO): septin complex; cell division site; septin ring
Molecular function (GO): molecular adaptor activity; GTP binding; GTPase activity
Source: RefSeq, a predicted model, not a curated record